Molecule: messenger RNA, 3924 nt
Organism: Symbiodinium pilosum
Lineage: Eukaryota; Dinophyceae; Suessiales; Symbiodiniaceae
Source: the annotation of a GenBank genome assembly
AUGGCUGCGACCACCGCGGCAGAACCCCGUGUUCCCGAAGAUGAUGAUGACCUUGAGCAGGCCAGCCCUCCAGAGGGAGGGAGCGUCACGGGCGGAGACCCGUGGCUGGGCAAUCGACUCGGAGGUGCCGGCACUUCCAGCCCUGAUGCACAAGCUGAAUAUAGAGAGUUUCUUCAGCACCUGCAGCGCCGGACAAGGAAUGGCCGGAGAGUCCGGCACGACGACUCCGAUGAUGGCGGCGAACCGGAUGAUCGCAGUAAUGCUGGACCACCACCUUCCUGGGAUGGCACGACCAGUUUCCGCGACUAUCUGCACCUCUGGCUUGCUACAACGAAGGUGAAACCCCGAGCCCGGGGUCCUCUCCUCCUGAAGAACCUCAGCUCGACUCCGUUCGACGACCUGAAGCACUUGGCCCGGGACGACGCCUGGAUGGACAACCCCCAGAAUGGGAAGCUUCUCCUCCAGAUGAUGGAUACCAAGGAGCUUUACGGCGAGGACGAGCGCGAAGAAAUGCUGCACAGCCUCGUAACCGUCACUUAUACUUUGAGGCGGGGCAAAAACGAGCCGCACAAAGCCUUUUUCUCCCGCUGGGAGAAUGCGGUUCGCAAGCUGCAGGAGCAUUCUGUCGAGCUGCCAAAGGAAUAUCUUGGAUUCCUCCUCACUAUGGCUUUGCAGUUGUCUUCGGAGGAAGUGAAACUCCUGAUGAACUACACGCAAGGCCGACUUGGCCAGAAGGACGUCAAGGAGUGGGUGAGGAUCCAUGAGACGGACCUGGACCUCAAGAACAAGGCCAGUGACAACAACAAGAAGAAGACCGAGGCCGUGCACUACGUGGAGGGCGAGGGCUCUGAGCUCGGCGACCUGGGCGACGGCGAGCCGAACGGCACGAACGACUACGAGGAGGGUGUCUUUGACGAGGGCGAAGCGCGGGAAGUGCUCGCGACAAUGAUCAAGGAACACUCCAAGCGAAGGACGUUCUCCGCAGUCAACACGGCAAAGAAGGCGAAGAGCCUGGCACGUGGUUUCGGCUCAGCAGCUCGUGCACAGCCUUUCGGACAGCGAGGUCGUGGAGGUCCACUUGACAAGGUUGCUGGUGGCACCUACAAGGUGUUCAUCGAGGCGUUGAAGAGACGGACGAAGUGCUCCAAGUGCGGCCAGGUUGGGCACUGGCACCGUGAGUGCCCAAGCAAGGGCUCAGCCACCUCGGUUUCUUCAAGCGCCUCGAGCCAGCACGGGGUCAACUUUUUGGAGCUUGGCGCCAAUGAGGUUCACUUUCUCGGCUUUGAGGAGUUCCAGGCCAUGAAGCAGGCCGUCCUGAGCGCCGAUCGUCAUGCCGAGGUGAGUUCUAGCCGCGUAGGUGCAGACUCCGGAUCCUCAGCCAGGUUCCUUGCAGAGUUCCCUGAAGACAUGCGUGCGGUCUAUCGCCCAGAACACCACAGCUUCAAGUCCAUUAAUGGGGUGACCUCCACAGACAAGGAAGGUUUUUGGAUGGACCUCAAGCGGUUCAAUCACCGAGUGCCUUUGCUGAUCGGCACAGAAUUCUGUGCAGAGUUUCGUCGUCAAGCCGAGCAAGACGGUGAUCAUGACCAUAUGGCCGCAGACCUCAUCCGCAUCGGUGAUCAAGGCGCUGUUAGAGCCAUGAAGAUGAGGCUGCUCCUGAACGGGUACGGCAUGCAACUCCUGAAGAAGAUCUCACCAUUAGUGGUGACCUUCCGAUGGAUGAACAAGCCCCACCUAGACGUGAUCUACAACCUCUUCCUAUGCCUGAACGUAGAGUACGUAGGAAACAGCAUCCUGGUGAACCUCAUAUCGACCGUGAGGGUGAUCCUGACAGCCGGUGAAAGCAUGGCUGUGGAGCCACCUGGAAAGAGAUCGAGGGUUCAACUUCUAGAAGUUUACCAUCUUCAUCUCCAGGCCUUGGCAAAGCAACGGGCCAAGAAAGAAGCGAGAGCUAGUGAUUUUCAGGGUCGUGAUGCCAUCAAGCUCCAGAACGCUAUCCUCAAGGAGAUCAACAACAACCUUCGUACCAAAGCAUACAAACUUCUAAGUCCUGAAGAAUCUCGGCAAAUACGUCUUGAGAAGCCUGAAAAGAUUAUGGAGUCCCGCUAUGUCCUCACCAAGAAGCCCCUAGAGACAUGUGAAAUUCCUACGGCCAGGAUGGAGGGUGUCUUGCUGGAAGACACAACCGCCGGUACUUGCAAGGCCAAGGCCCGGCACGUCAUGAAGGGCUACUCUGAAGAAUCCGCGUUGGACGUAGAGUUCACUACUCCUCAGGUCAACAGGGAGGGCAUUCCUGGCGCUCGUCCAGAGCAACUUCUUAAACUCCUCAAGACCUGCUAUGGCUUGACAGACGGGCCGUAUGCAUGGUACCAGCACCUAGCUCGUAGGCUGCAAGAAGAUUUCGGGUAUCGACCCAGCCAGGCAGACCCUUGCGUCUUCAUGCUCCACAAUCACGACUGCGAGGAAGGCCCUCGCCUCGAGGGCAUCAUGGGAGUGGCGACCGAUGACCUGGUCCAUGGUGGCAGCGAAAGGCACUGGGCCGCUGUGGCACAGAUCGCCAAAGAGUACAAGCUGGGCAAGAACCAAACUGGUGAAGGGCGGUUCACCGGCAAGCAGGUCAAGCUGGAGACCGACGGCUCCAUCACCGUGAACCAGGAGUUCUAUGUGAAGGAGAAGGUUCAUGAUAUUCCCUUGACGCGGAAGAGGAAGCAGCAGCGCUUCUCUCGCUGCACGGCCCAGGAAACCGAGCAACUUCGAAGCUCCCUGGGCGCGUUGUCAUGGCUGGCAAAGGAGACUCGAUGUGACCUUGCUGGACGGGUUUCUCUGCUGCAGCAGGCCUUCCCGGACCCGAAGGUUAGUGACUUGAUCGAGGCCAACAAGAUCGCUUCAGAAGCCCGGAAGUUCGCCCAUCUUGGGAUUCGGGUCAUGCCAAUCCCGUGGCAAGACCUACGCAUCUCUGUGGUGACAGACGCUGCCUGGGGCAAUGCCAAAGAGACUCCCUGGAUUGAAGACAGUCCGGAAGACUACUGGCAAGAACUGCCAGAUCGCUGGAUCAGGCACCAUGUCCAAUCUCGUCGGACGACCUUCCACCCUGGUGCAGCUCCGGAUGGCCCCGACCUCCACGAGAUCGAGUCUCGCCGGGUCAUCGACAAGUACACUUCGACCGAGAAUGCCAUGGACCACGAGCAGUUGGAGGAUGAGUGGAGCGAUCAAAACGGCAUUCGAGCUCUUCAAGAAGAACCCUGGACUGGUCAAAGCAUCUUCUUCAAGCAGGACGCCAAAGAGGCUAAGCCAAAGAAGAUCCACAGCAGCCUUGUACAGCUCCAAAACCUGUCGAGUCAAGGAGGGCAGAUCAUCAUCUACCAUCACAAGUCCCUCUCAGAGACGGAGCAGCCGGCUAUGACCACCGUAGCCGCCUGGAAGAGCUACCGUUUGAAACGGAAGACCGUGGACACUCUUGCAGCUGAAGGUCAAGCUCUUCAAGCCGGCUUGGGUUCAGUUCACUGGCACCGGCUUCUUUUUCUGGAGGCCUUCUACGGCAUGCUUUCCGCGAGUGAUUGGAGGGCUGCAGCACGUAGGAUACCUUUCCUUGCGGCAGUGGAUUCUAAAUCCCUUUUUGAUGCAGUGAAUAAGUGUGCAAGCGCCACUACUUAUGUUUCCGAUAAGCGGACUGCAAUCGAUCUGUCAGUUAUCAAGACAGAUUUGAGUGAGACAUCUGGUAAAAUCAGAUGGAUCGACACACGAGCAAUGAUUUCCGAUCCUCUGACCAAGCCGCAUCCCGGGGCAUACCUGAGGUAUGUCAUUGAACAGGGGAAGUGGUCAAUUAUGGAGGAAGGGCAUGCCCUGCAAGCUAAAGCGCUAGAGCGCCAGCUUAAGCAGCCAUGCGAGAAUUUGUUUCUUACUGUUUGGGAAAUUGAAGUUUGA